Molecule: messenger RNA, 885 nt
Organism: Strongyloides ratti
Lineage: Eukaryota; Metazoa; Nematoda; Chromadorea; Rhabditida; Strongyloididae
Exons: 3
Coding region: 1-885 (294 amino acids)
Source: RefSeq, a predicted model, not a curated record
AUGUUCAAAACAGCAAGCAAUAAACCUAUAGAAGUAGAUUCAAGUAUACUAUCGGCUGCUGUCUUAAGUGCUAAACAGUUUGAUGAACAAAUUGAAAAUAUGGCAGCUGAUGAACUUUUUGUAAAAGAUCUUACUACACCAAAAAGGACUUCAGAUUUUUUAGUAAAGAGACCCUUUUCAGAGGGUCGUUUAUUCAAAAAUCCCUCAAAUUCUAAUGUAACACCAUUAUCUUUAAGACAUCCUAGAGAUCAAUCACAAUCUGUUUCAUUAAAACGUAGAAGCACUGAGGAUGUCCCAUUUAUAACACCUAAAAGAUUUAUGAAUACCAAUUUGUCUUCGAAUCCUUUUAAAAGGCCGCUAAGAAAAUCAUUAGAAAAAACGGCUUUUUCGACGCCUAUAUCUAAUAUUACUCCAAACAAUACACCUGUUCGAGAAUGUAAUUCAAAAGAUAAAAAAAAUGAUGCUAUUGCUGGUGAAACUCCACUUCGAACAAUAAAUAAAAAUUUGAAUAUUGAUAAUUGUGAUUUUGUGAAAAUUAAAAAUGUUUGUAAAAAAGAAUCUAAAGGAAGAGAUCUUGUUGGAAUAGUUUGGGAAAUAAAUGUCACAGAAAACAGUAAAGCUCAUAUGAUAAUAAUUGAUGAUACUUGUCAUGGAGUAAAUGCUGAACUUGUGAUACCUUCAGUAUACAUCAUGGAGUUUAAAACUCGUGUUAAGGGUCGAGUUAUAGUUGUUAAAAACAUUAAUGUAACCAAUAGCAGAGGAAAAAACAUUCUUAAAAUUUCUCCUGAUUGUUACCGUUUUGACGGUGAUUCUUUCGAUGAAGAAGACCUCAGAGAGUGGUACACGUUUGGAAAUAUUACUCAAGAUAAAGUAAAAAUUGUAUAA